UGUGCCUUGGAAGAGGCACCCUGCUGCGGAGCCAAUAUGGCCGCUGCAUAAAACAAGAUUAUUUACCCCCUUUCGAAGCUUUAUAAAUCCAACAAAAAUUCUUGUAAAUUUACAUACGUUAUCCACAUUUUUUAGAGCAGUGUAUGCUGCACUGUAAUAGCCGCAUACGUGCUUUUAUUUGUGAAUUACGCGAUUCCUCACGACUUUCUGUGGCGUUUCUAUGAAAUAUGUGAAAUGACGCAGGGAUGACAUUGCCGGAGAUCGGACCAGCGUCUUCUCCGCACUGAUAGGGGGGUGAAAAUUUGACAUCGUCCACCCAAGACCACCCACGACACGCAAUGUCAGCUCCCGCCCAGGAACGCCAGGAGGCUGAUGGAGCAGCUCAGCAGCCGGCCGCAUCUCUCUUGGAGCCAGAUCCGAGUGAUCCGGAUCCGGAGAUUGGGAUGGAGGCUGACGGCGCCGCUGGUGCUGGUGCGACUGAUGCUCCGUCGCCGGCUCCGGUGAUCCCGGAGGGCGCGGAGGGGGGCACGGAUACCGCAGCGGAGGUCGCCCCCGAGACCACGCUCGCCCCCUUCGUCGCCCUCCCCAGCAUCAGCCUCCGCUCGGGGUCCGGCAUCCCCUCGCUGGAGCUCUGUGACGUCAUCACCACCAACACCGGCAGGGCGGAGCGGACGGAGACGCGACGCCAGGUUGAGGUCCAGCCAGCCAUAUCGUACGAGAUGGUGGUGGACAUCCAGGUGGCGCGCCACCUGCAGACGGUGAGGAGGAGGAGGGUAGCCCGCGCACAGCCCCCGCACUCUGUCAUGCCCAUGUCCAUCUGGAUCAAGCUGGUUCUGCCCUGA
Frankliniella occidentalis (western flower thrips) is the source of this 842-nucleotide messenger RNA. RefSeq lists its product as uncharacterized. The transcript is spliced from 4 exons. The record is from RefSeq and is a predicted model, not a curated record. NCBI's taxonomy places the organism in Eukaryota, Metazoa, Arthropoda, Insecta, Thysanoptera, Thripidae. Bases 339 to 842 code for a protein of 167 amino acids.